GUAAAUUAAUUUUCGAGCAACUCACAAAGUUAGUAAACACAUUCAGUAAACGAGUGAUGCGUUAGCUCUUCAAAUAUUCCUUUUAAGGUUAUAUAAAGUAUAUAAAGUUUAAACUCUUUUGUCCUUGCCCUCGUGUUGGUUCCCUUUGCACGUUUCGCGAAUGUUGCUUCCCCUCCACAGGUAACCGGCAUUCACUGUGGAUCAGUGGCGGGAGUAGGGAGAUACGCGUUUAGGAAACAGAGACAGUCCUUUCGUAGAGUGCGGGUACAUUGUUUGGUUAUGUGAUGGUUGUAUGUAUCGCGCGGUAGAGAAGCUUUCAGAGGUUCAAUUCUAAGUAAUAAGCUUGGUGAGUGUGCUUUUUCAUGUACACAAAACUCAAGUGUAAAAGUGGAUAAAUAGUGUGACGUAGUUAAACAUCAGAACGUACUUGUACAUGCGCGGGAUUCGUUCCAUCGGCGCCACUCGUCUGUUAUUGACAGCGGGUGCGCCGCUGAUGCGAGGCCAACGAGUGGAGAAUUUCCCUGUAGACGACCCCAGUAGACUGUCGAGGGACGCGUUGGAGGUUAGGUCGCAUGGGAAACGUCAAAUGGAUCUGUACAUUGCCCGCGUGUUCUCCGUUUAAAGAGGUUUACUUAACCUUGUCAGUGGCGGGAAGUUUUUUUUGUAGUGUUUUGUAAACAAGUGAACAUCCCUUUGAUACCUUUGAACUACGAACUACUUGGAAAAGAUAGAAAGAGUAAUGACGUCAAAAAAAGUGAACUGCUAAAGUUUUCAUGUGAUGAAGCUAACAAUUACGAGUUGUCCUGCAUAUUUAAUGGGCUCCUGAAAAUGGUCUGAGUUGAGAAAAGCCGUACAGUAAAUUUGUGCGAGAAUAGAGAAAGUGGAAAAAUUAGUGCCGUCCUCACUGUCAAAAAAAUGUAUAAACUUCUUCGUCGCGGCUCUGGCCGUAUGUUUAUUUUAUGUGUCGUCCUGUUGUCUUUGUUACUGUGUCUAUAUUACGUGAGUCAGAUUCAGGCACCGUCGACGGGUCAAGCAACACCACUUCUAGCAGCACCUGUGGGUGUGAGAUACGAUAGACCAUUAACUACCCUCGUGCCUGACUACAGUGAACCACCUGACGCGAGAGUUGCUGCAGAAAGUUGUCCACUAACACGACCACGAAAUGCAGACAUUGAUACUCAGGAGGAAUUCUCAAAGUUUGACUUUCAGCCUUCUUGGAUGAGAAGUAGAGAAUACUGGGAUGAUAGCUUUGAAGCAAGGUAUGCAGAGUAUCGGAAGGAUCCCACAAGACCACCACUUAAA
Chelonus insularis is the source of this 1302-nucleotide messenger RNA. RefSeq lists its product as uncharacterized. The annotation marks the transcript as partial. The record is from RefSeq and is a predicted model, not a curated record. NCBI's taxonomy places the organism in Eukaryota, Metazoa, Arthropoda, Insecta, Hymenoptera, Braconidae. The transcript has 3 exons.